UUCGUGUACGAUCUAUGUGCAGUAAAUCAUACAUGCGGAGUUCCAUUCGUCCCUUAUAACUGCUGCUCAUUGACUUUAACUUCCCAACCCACCUACAGAUAGUCCUUGAUGGCUGUACAGAAGCUUCUGUUAGCGUUGACAAUCCUCAUCUCCACUUGCAUAUUCGCUCUUUGCUGGGGGUUCAUGAUUAUAGUUUGGCGUCUAGAAUAUGUGAUUCUCUCCGACUCCGUCGUCAACUUCAUUACAAGAUAUCCUACCGUGCUCACCCUCGUAUCCACUGUGAUAUCCACGAUUCUAUCACUAGCUCUCACCAAACCACAACCCCUUCUUCGAUGGAAUCAUUACAAACUCUCAAUUUUCACGUUGAUUUUUGUCUGUUUGGUUACGCUCCUCAAUUCAAGCUUUGAAAUUAUGCUCACGAGCGCCAUAACUGACACAUACCCUGUCGCAGCUGGACAACAUUACUAUUGCCGACACCGCUUUUCGAACUGGAUCUCACAAGCACCGCCUUCGACACGAAUCUAGGUAAUGA
Messenger RNA from Suillus subaureus, 532 nucleotides. RefSeq lists its product as uncharacterized. The coding region runs from base 109 to 525 and encodes 138 amino acids. The record is from RefSeq and is a predicted model, not a curated record. NCBI's taxonomy places the organism in Eukaryota, Fungi, Basidiomycota, Agaricomycetes, Boletales, Suillaceae. The transcript is spliced from 4 exons.